This is a messenger RNA of Toxorhynchites rutilus septentrionalis, 1388 nucleotides long. RefSeq names its product bax inhibitor 1 (gene BI-1). The transcript is spliced from 3 exons. Gene Ontology annotation, molecular function: enzyme binding. Gene Ontology annotation, cellular component: mitochondrial membrane. Gene Ontology annotation, biological process: negative regulation of apoptotic signaling pathway; negative regulation of RNA splicing; cellular response to unfolded protein. The record is from RefSeq and is a predicted model, not a curated record. Lineage: Eukaryota; Metazoa; Arthropoda; Insecta; Diptera; Culicidae. Bases 239 to 961 code for a protein of 240 amino acids.
UGUUUCUCUCAGUCCUUUAUAUGGAGUCCACUAGAAAGCUAUUGUACGAGCAUUGAUCAUUCACGGAAGAGAAAAUCUAUUAGUCGGGAGUGUCGAAAAAUACUAGUGAAAACGAAAAGCGAAUCGUCAUCCGUAUAACUUUUCAACAUUGCAAGCAUCUGGAUCGUUUUGACUAGAUCAUUCGAUUUGUUUUACGCUCUGUGGCACUGUUUUUGCGUAUUCGCAUAUAAUAUAUACAAUGGCCACGUCAUUCACCAAUUUUAGCUACGAGCGAUUUAUGCGGAACAUGGGCCAGAAUAUCGAGCCCAGUCUCCGAUAUCAUUUGAGCAAGGUCUAUGCCUGUCUGUCGGCAACAUGUGUAGCGGCUGCGGUUGGUUCUGCUAUCCAUAUCCAAGGAAUUUGGCAUGCAAAUCUGCUCAGUGCACUUAUUGCGAUGGGAUUGGUCCUAGGACUGGUCUUCACCCCAGAUAAUGGCAAAAACUUCAACAUGCGUCUCGGAAUGUUACUCGGCUUCGGUACCUUUACUGGUCACGCGCUCGGGCUGCUAUUAGAACAGGUGCUGAUUAUCAACCCGGCAAUAGUCGUGACUGCUCUGAUUGGAACCGCUACCAUUUUCACCUGUUUGAGCGCCGCUUCCGUUCUGGCGAAGCGUGGAAGCUACCUAUUCCUGGGCGGAAUCCUGAUGAGCACUUUGACCGCAAUGGCCCUGAUCAACAUUGGAAAUUUAAUGUUCCGAUCCUAUUUCAUCCACGAUCUGAACCUGUACGUUGGAUUGGCGGUGAUGGCCGGUUUUGUUCUGUUCGAUACCCAGAUGAUCAUGGAGAAGCAUCGCAUGGGAAGCAACGACUGUAUUAGCCACUCUUUGGAUCUAUUUUACGAUGUCAUCGGCAUCUUCCGACGUCUGUUGGUUCUACUCAGCCAGAAGGAGCAAAAUAACCAGCGCAAGAAGCGGAAUGACUAAAUCUAGGUAAUCCGGUUUCGGAAAAUCCUUUAUACCACGUAAAAUUGCUGCAUAGAAAUUAUUGUGUGACAUAUACUUGGUUGCGGUUAGUGUUUAUACACAUUGAUGAUCAUGUAUAAUUGUUAACGUUGGGGUGAUAAUCACCAGUAAUCGAUGAUGUUUGGUUAAUAUAAUGUUUCCGUCUAGUCCCUAUAUGUCAUCACAUUCACACAAAAAAGAAAACAAACAAGCACGGACGCAUUACUAAUUCACUCAUGAAUUCCAAAAUUUGAAUAUCGCGGGAGGCCGAACUCGCUCAUUUUACUGUGUACUGUAACAUGAAUUCUAUUUAGAUAUAAGCAGUAUAUUUCGGAGUUAUUGAUAUUUGGCAGAAGAGGUUGAAUUGUUUCGAUGGUUCUAUGAGCGAAAUAAACAUUUGUGGGAUAAA